Molecule: messenger RNA, 1800 nt
Organism: Trichomycterus rosablanca
Lineage: Eukaryota; Metazoa; Chordata; Actinopteri; Siluriformes; Trichomycteridae
Product: cellular tumor antigen p53-like
Exons: 11
Coding region: 222-1379 (385 amino acids)
Biological process (GO): regulation of transcription by RNA polymerase II; apoptotic process; protein tetramerization
Cellular component (GO): nucleus
Molecular function (GO): protein binding; DNA-binding transcription factor activity, RNA polymerase II-specific; RNA polymerase II cis-regulatory region sequence-specific DNA binding
Source: RefSeq, a predicted model, not a curated record
GCACGCUUGUAACUGACCGUGCUGAUGUUGUUAUUGUUUAGUGCUGAAGAGUGCUGCAAGGCCUCUCGCUAACUGUGUUUUAUAUUCUCAACUUUUCUGAUCGAAACGUAGGACGUCAAAAGCAUCUAAAUCACUGGACAUUCACUUAUUUGGGACGCGAGGUAUCGCCUCCCAGCACAGUUUUCUUUCUAAACUUAGAUCUGCCGUGACAGAAAUCAACAAUGAGUGAACAUGAGAUGAUGGCACUGCCCAUGAGUCAGGACACUUUUGAGCAGCUCUGGGAUGACAUGGAUUUAAAACAACUCUUUGAAAACUUGCCGAGAUCUAACAGUGAUGCCUGGCUCAAUAAUGCUUUGCCCAAUGGCACCAUUGAUGAAGUGGAGCUCCCCGAGGCCACUGAGGAUCCUGGUUUAGCUGCUCAGAUGUCUCCAUCCAUGGACCGUCUGCCCCCUCCAGCUGCAGGAGUACCAUCUACCAAUGACUACCCUGGAGAAUACGGCUUCCAGCUUCGCUUUAACCAGUCCAGCACCACCAAGUCUGUCAUCUCUACGUAUUCUACAACCUUGAACAAACUGUAUUGCCAGCUGGCAAAGACAUGCCCGGUUAAUGUGUUGGUGGAGAAGGAACCACCUCAUGGAGCAAUCCUUCGGGCCACUGCCAUCUAUAAGAAACCUGAGCAUGUCUCGGUGGUGGUGAUGCGCUGCCCUCAUCACCAAAACAUUGCUGAGAGCAAUGAAGACGUCGCCCAUCGUAGUCAUCUAAUCCGUGUGGAGUGCAAUCAGAGGGCUCAGUAUCUGGUGGACCCCAGCACUAAGAGGCAGAGUGUUACGGUUCCCUAUGAGGCCCCUCAGCUUGGUUCUGAGGGCACAACUGUACUGCUGAACUACAUGUGCAACAGCAGCUGUAUGGGAGGUAUGAACCGUCGACCCAUUCUCACCAUUGUGACAUUGGAGACGCAUGAUGGGCACGUUUUAGGCAGGUGUUGUUUUGAGGUGCGUGUGUGUGCCUGCCCUGGCCGUGACCGAGUAACUGAAGAGAAGAACCUGAUCAAGAAGACGUUGAAAAUGGGAACUAAGCGAAAGUCUACUGCCUUGGAUUCACAGCCCCCUGCUUCUGCUGAAUCUAAUAAAAAGAUUAAGUUUGAUUCCAGUUCUGAGGAGGAGGUCUUUGUUCUGCAUGUUCGUGGGAAAGAGAGAUUCAAUAUGUUAAAAACAAUAAAUGACAGUUUGGAGCUGAUGGACAUAAUGCCUGCAGCGGACAAGGACAAAUACAGGCAGAAAGGUGCAUCCAAGAACUUCAAAAAUUGUGGCAUGGACCUCGGACAGCCGAGCACUGGGAAAAAGCUGGUCCGCAAGGAAGAGAAGAGUGACACUGACUGAAAACGAGCCAGUUUUGUUAGUGUUCUAUGUUUUCAGGGACAUUCUGUACUGCAUCUUCACUUCCCUACUGAAUCAUAGUACUAUGUAAAAGUGUUUCACAAUGUUUGUCCCUGAUUCUUAUAUAAAACCUGUAAAGUUUUUUUUUUUCUGUGCUAAAAAAAGAAAAUGGAUUAUAUUUGCUACAAUGGUGAGGUGGUUAUCACUGUACUGUGCUAACACCUCAAUCCCAGGUCAGUUGUUGGGGAUUUGUUUAGUUAACACAACAGUAAAGAGUAUUUUUUCAUGUUUUUAUAUUUUGUUUGUUAUUGGAGCAUUCCAGAUGCCAUUUUUAUGGCAAAAACCUUUGAUACUUGUCCGAGUUUUUUAUGAUCUGAACAAAAACACGAAUAAAGGUUCCUUUUAAAAAAGAGGUUGGUCACAA